Messenger RNA from Acanthopagrus latus (yellowfin seabream), 2420 nucleotides. RefSeq names its product potassium voltage-gated channel subfamily A member 3-like. Gene Ontology annotation, molecular function: delayed rectifier potassium channel activity; protein binding. Bases 212 to 1762 code for a protein of 516 amino acids. NCBI's taxonomy places the organism in Eukaryota, Metazoa, Chordata, Actinopteri, Spariformes, Sparidae. Gene Ontology annotation, biological process: potassium ion transmembrane transport; protein homooligomerization. The record is from RefSeq and is a predicted model, not a curated record. The transcript has a single exon. Gene Ontology annotation, cellular component: membrane; voltage-gated potassium channel complex.
UAUGCGCGCCGUGGGCGGGUGUCGACGUGUUUGUAGAAAAAAAAAGAGCGAGAAAGGCAGAAGGGAGAGCAGCGCUUCAGCGCGUGGAUGCGCGCAGAGGGGUGAUGGUUAGAAGAGAUGUGAGUGGCGUCGGCCUCAGCUCUCCAGAGCUGUAGGCUUUGGCAGGGAGAGGCGUGGCGCACUCUGCCCCCCAAGACCGAAAACCACCUGUAUGGAUGACCAGACCUACAGUGUGAACCAGCAGCCCUCGUCCGCCAGGCAAAGGGGCAGGAACGCGACUGACAGCCGGGGUUAUGCCGAGGUGCAGGAGGGCGUCAUGACGGUGGAAAACAUGCUGGAGGAGUCCGCCGUGCUCUCGGCGCCUCACCUGUCGGUGGAUCGAUACGAGCUCGGCCGCCAGGGAUGCUGCGAGCGGGUGGUGAUCAACAUCUCGGGCUUGCGCUUCGAGACGCAGCUCAAAACUUUCAACCAGUUCCCAGAGACGCUGCUGGGGGACCCGAGGAAAAGGAUGCGCUACUUUGACCCACUGAGGAACGAGUACUUCUUUGACAGGAACAGACCCAGCUUUGAUGCCAUCCUGUACUACUACCAGUCAGGGGGGCGCAUCCGGAGACCCGUUAACGUGCCCAUUGAUAUUUUCUCCGAGGAGAUCCGGUUUUAUCAACUCGGAGAGGAGGCCAUGGAGAAAUUCCGCGAUGAUGAGGGGUUUAUAAAAGAAGAGGAGCGCAUCCUGCCCAAACAUGAGUUCCAGAAGCAGGUUUGGCUUCUGUUUGAGUACCCUGAGAGCUCCGGGCCGGCGAGGGGAAUAGCCAUCGUCUCAGUGCUUGUUAUUUUGAUUUCUAUUGUUAUUUUUUGCAUGGAGACUCUGCCCGAGUUUCGGGACGACAGGGAAGCCACAGUGGCUCCGCCGGUGAACGGCACCGCGCCACAUGCGCACAGCCCCUUCACAGACCCCUUCUUUGUCAUAGAGACUCUGUGCAUCAUCUGGUUCUCCUUCGAGCUGCUGGUCAGGUUCUUCGCCUGUCCAAGCAAAACUACCUUCUCCAAAAACAUCAUGAAUAUCAUUGACAUCGUCGCCAUCAUCCCCUACUUUAUCACUUUGGGGACCGAGCUGGCCGAGAGGGAGACCAACAGCAGCCAGCAGGCGAUGUCCCUCGCCAUCCUGAGGGUGAUCAGGCUGGUGAGGGUCUUUCGCAUUUUUAAGCUGUCACGACACUCAAAGGGACUUCAGAUACUUGGACAGACCCUCAAGGCCAGCAUGAGGGAGCUCGGCUUGCUCAUAUUUUUCCUUUUCAUCGGAGUUAUUCUCUUCUCCAGCGCGGUUUACUUUGCAGAAGCGGACGACCCCCGGUCCAGUUUCACCAGCAUCCCAGAUGCGUUUUGGUGGGCAGUGGUCACCAUGACCACGGUCGGAUACGGAGACAUGCAUCCGGUGACCAUAGGUGGGAAAAUAGUGGGGUCGCUGUGCGCAAUAGCAGGCGUGCUGACCAUUGCCUUACCCGUGCCAGUGAUUGUGUCCAAUUUCAACUACUUCUACCACAGGGAGACGGACGGGGAGGAGACCCCACAGUACGUGCACACGGGCAGCUGCGAGCACCUCCCCUCGGAGGAGCUGAGGAGGUCGUGCAGCUCCUCGUCCCUCAGCAAGUCCGAGUACAUGGUGAUCGAGGAGGGCAUCAACAGCGCGUUCAAGCAGCCCAACUUCACCACCGAGAACAACCAGAACUGCGUGAACAUCAAAAAGAUCUUCACGGACGUGUAAAUGAACUCCAGAGCGGAUCAUGAGUGGAGCAUGAAGACAUAGUAGCUAUGAUAUUAUUUUUGAUAUAUAGCCAAUCGUAAACGUGUCAGUCCAUAUCCGUGGACGAGCGCUGCGUAAAUGUCCGUCUUAACAAGUCACUGACGCAACAGGGGAACGUGACUCUGGUUCUCUGUGUGUUUUGAGUAUUUCUCAGAGAUGAAGAAGUAUUAAUGAGGAAAAAAAAAUUGCAUUUAAAGUCCUGGCUUGUUAAAACAGACAUUCUCGCAGGGUGGAGCGCCACUCGAUGCCCACAUAUCUUGAUGUUUAAUGCGAAAGUUGUUGAUGAUUGGGAAACACGUGUAGCGUAGUCGACUGUACUGCAUCUACCCGCCGACGUCUUUGUGCUUCGUGGAGAGAAAAAAAAAACAGUUUCAUUGUCCAGUAAUGUAAUGAAUAGACUAUGGUAAUCUAUAUAGCCGAAUGCCUGUUUUUAGGUUAUAUUCAAUAUCAUAACCUGUCGAGAUGUUGGACUCUGAGUUCUUGUUCAGAUUAAUAUUCAGGUAAUAGCACGCUGAGUGGUGUAGAUGGAACACGCUUAUCAUGAACCUAUGAGUCGAGCUUUUUUUUUUCGUAAAAUUGUAUUUUUAUUCAGAACUGCCUAUAUAGCCUAUAUUAAAUA